UUUUCAUUGCAUUCUCCAUUAGCAUUUUUUUUUUUUUUUAUUUUUUUUUAUACAUACCAAUAGACAUUGUUUAAUACCGCAUUCAUAUAGAUAUACCAUGACUGCUCCUACUACUGAGACCCAGAACGGUCAGCCCCAAACUCUCAAGAAUAUCUCUGGAUACAUCGAGAAUGCCUUCUCCGGAAAGGCCGACCAGAUGGUCCAAGUUACCUCGUACCUGAGCGAGAAGGGCUUCAUCCCUGCUGCUCUAGCUGAGAAUGAGGUCUCCUGGUUCUACGGAAACCUUGGUAUUGAUGACAUGUACUUUGCCUCUGAGUCUGUCGAGUCCAUUGCCAACCACAUCAUGGCCCUUUAUGGAGCAAAGAUCUUUGCUUAUACCAAGAACGACAAUGCUCUUGACAUCAACCUCGAGCGUGAGACUGAGGAGGGUGCCGUUUACAUCCACACCUCUCGCCCUGGUGUUUCGCAGCUCCAUGGACCCCAGCAUGAGAAGAGAAUCGAUACCAAGUACCUUGAUGUCAGCAACACUGAGCGCGCCUUCCGUCUGGAGUCAUACCGCUCCAAGGGCACGGUCUCGUCCUCAUCCUCGACUCAGCUUCGCACUUACUUUGUCCGCCAGUGCCACUUUAUCAAUCCCAAGCCCACCAAGGAGCAAGAGACUGACAUUCGUGAGACUGCCGACAAGUCUUUCCUCGAGAAGGCCACCGAGAACACCCUUGAGAUCUACUCUAAUAUCAUGAAGUUGGCUCUCGCCAGAACUGGCCCUGUUAUUGAGAUGUUCGAGGUCGAAGGCACUCGUGAGCGCCGUCUCGUCAUUGCAUACAAGCAGCAGACCACACAGUCGUUUUUCUCGGCCAUCUCUGAUUUGUAUCACUACUACGAUUUGUACUCAACCCGUAAAUAUGUUGAGCAGUUCUCCAAUGGUAUCACCAUCGUCACUCUCUACUUGAACCAGCUCCCCAAGUCGACUGCCCCCCCAAUUGAGCACUCCAUCCACCAGAUCAUCAAGGAAGCUUCGCUCAUCUACUGCUUACCUACCACCCCUCUUCAGAGCUUCUUCCAGACCAACAAGUUGUCAGUGCAGGAAUCCAUCUAUGGUUACAUUGGUUGGAUCUUUGCUCAGCACUUCUUGAACCGUCUCGGAAACGAGUAUGUCUCUCUUGUCAACAUCCUGGAUGGCAGCAACCCAACCCACCAGGACGUCUUGACCAAGAUGAAGAAGCGUCUCCGUACCGACACUUUCACACGUGAUUAUAUUCUCGAGAUUAUCAAGACUUAUCCUGAGCUCGUCAAGCUGCUUUACAUCAACUUUGCUAUGAUCCACUAUGUCAACCCCGCUGUCAACUCGCUUCAGCCCACUCUCUCAUACCAGCGUCUCAAGACUGACAAUGUCUUGACCGAUGAGGAGCUUUAUGACAAGAUCAAGCGCACAACCUCCAAUUCUCAUGAGCUCAUGGUCUUUGAGUCGUUCUUGAUCUUCAAUAAGCACGUCUUGAAGACAAACUUUUACCAGCCAACUAAGGUCGCUCUCUCCUUCCGCAUGGACCCAUCAUUCUUGCCCGAGAUUGAGUACCCUACCAAGCUUUAUGGCAUGUUCUUGGUCAUCGGCUCCGAAUUCCGUGGUUUCCACUUGCGUUUCCGCGAUGUUGCUCGUGGCGGUAUCCGUAUCAUUCGCUCUCGCAACCGUGAAGCCUACUCUAUCAACCUGCGCUCACUGUUCGAUGAGAACUAUGCUCUUGCCAACACUCAGCAGCGUAAGAACAAGGAUAUUCCCGAAGGUGGUUCCAAGGGUACCAUUCUCUUGGACGUCAACCAGCAGGAUAAGGCUUUGGUUGCCUUUGAGAAGUAUGUUGAUGCAGUUCUUGACCUCUUGAUCGUUGGUGAGACCCCUGGAAUCAAAGAGCGCAUCGUUGACUUGUACAAGAAGCCAGAGAUUCUCUUCUUUGGUCCUGAUGAGGGUACAGCUGACUACAUGGACUGGGCAUCUGCUCAUGCCCGCGAGCGUGGUGCGUCGUUCUGGAAGGCCUUCACUACUGGCAAAUCGCAAUCCUUGGGAGGUAUUCCGCACGAUACCUAUGGUAUGACCACUCGUUCUGUUCACCAAUAUGUCCUCGGUAUCUACCGCAAGUUGGGACUCAAGGAGGAGAACUGCCGCAAGCUCCAGACUGGAGGCCCUGACGGUGACUUGGGUUCUAACGAGAUCAAGAUCUCGAAGGACAAGACCUGCGGUAUUGUCGAUGGAUCCGGAGUUUUGUACGACCCCGAGGGCAUUAACCGCGGAGAGUUGGCUCGUUUGGCUGAAAACCGUCUCAUGAUCUCAAACUUUGAUGUCUCGAAGCUGUCGCCAAAGGGAUUCCGUGUGUUGGUUGAUGAGGCCAAUGUGAAGCUGCCUUCUGGUGAGAUCAUUGAUGAUGGUCUUUCCUUCCGUAACAACUUCCACUUGAACUCGAUGGUCGAUGUCGAUGUCUUUGUUCCCUGUGGUGGUCGCCCUGAGGCCGUUGACCUUCAGAACGUUAGCCGUUUGUUGGAUGCUGAGAACCACCCCCGCAUCAAGUACAUUGUUGAGGGAGCCAACUUGUUCUUCACCCAGGAGGCUCGUCUCCGUCUGGAGCGCGCUGGCGCUGUUGUGUUCAAGGACGCUUCUGCCAACAAGGGAGGUGUGACUUCAUCCUCAUUGGAGGUGUUGGCUGCCUUGGCAUUCACAGAUGAGGAGUUUGCUGAGCACAUGCAGGUGACACCCGAACACACCCCUGCUUUCUACGAGGAGUAUGUCAAGGAGGUACAGACGAUCAUUGAGCGCAACGCUCACCUCGAGUUUGAGGCCCUCUGGAGAGAGCACCAACGCACAAAGAUUCCUCGCUCGAUCUUGUCGGAUCAAUUGUCGUUGGCGAUUGUCAAGUUGAAUGAGAACUUGCAGCACACCUCUCUCUGGGAUAACUUGGCUCUUCGCAAGGUCGUUUUGGAGGAGGCUUUCCCUAACAUGUUGUUGAAGCAGGUUGGACUUGAUAACUUGAUUCAGCGUGUCCCUGAGAACUAUGUGCGCGCCAUCUUUGGUUCGUACUUGGCUUCCCGCUUCGUGUACAGAUACGGAACAGAACCUAGCCAGUUCGCCUUCUUUGAGUUCAUGACCCCUUACUUCUCCAAGGUUCAGCAGUAAAAAGUCGGACAAUAGUGAACAAAAAAAAAAAAAAAAAAAAAAAAAA
Lobosporangium transversale is the source of this 3203-nucleotide messenger RNA. Its product is annotated as Glutamate/Leucine/Phenylalanine/Valine dehydrogenase-domain-containing protein. Gene Ontology annotation, molecular function: L-glutamate dehydrogenase (NAD+) activity. Gene Ontology annotation, cellular component: mitochondrion. The transcript has 3 exons. Lineage: Eukaryota; Fungi; Mortierellomycota; Mortierellomycetes; Mortierellales; Mortierellaceae. The record is from RefSeq and is a predicted model, not a curated record. The coding region runs from base 98 to 3157 and encodes 1019 amino acids.